Molecule: messenger RNA, 1498 nt
Organism: Carassius carassius (crucian carp)
Lineage: Eukaryota; Metazoa; Chordata; Actinopteri; Cypriniformes; Cyprinidae
Gene: seh1l
Product: SEH1-like (S. cerevisiae)
Exons: 9
Coding region: 154-1383 (409 amino acids)
Biological process (GO): cellular response to amino acid starvation; positive regulation of TORC1 signaling
Cellular component (GO): nuclear pore outer ring; Seh1-associated complex
Molecular function (GO): structural molecule activity; protein binding
Source: RefSeq, a predicted model, not a curated record
UAAUCAGCUCUCAAACGCUUUCCUCUGCAACAAAGCAGCGAGCGAGCAACGAGUCCAAGCCGGAGUUCUGCUAAAGUCUGACCAAACAACCCUCUGCUGUUUUAUUAACUGACUUGUGUGAGAUAUUUUCUUUCUUAAGAAGUAGUUUAGAAGAUGUUCGUGGCGAAGAGCAUCGCAGCGGAUCAUAAAGAUCUGAUUCACGAUGUUUCUUAUGACUUCCACGGUCGGAGGAUGGCGACCUGCUCCAGCGACCAGAGCGUCAAGGUCUGGGACAAAGGUGACGAUGGAGAAUGGCAUUGCACUGCUAGCUGGAAGACUCACAGUGGAUCGGUGUGGAGGGUGACAUGGGCGCACCCUGAGUUCGGUCAGGUGCUGGCGUCCUGCUCCUUCGACCGCACCGCAGCUGUUUGGGAGGAGAUCGUCGGAGAAUCCAAUGACAAACAACGGGGACAAAGUCACUGGAUCAAGAGAACCACGCUGGUGGACAGCCGGACGUCAGUGACCGAUGUGAAGUUUGCACCGAAGCACAUGGGCCUGAUGCUGACCACCUGCUCUGCAGACGGCGUGGUGCGCAUCUACGAGGCCCCUGACGUGAUGAACCUCAGCCAGUGGUCACUGCAGCACGAGAUCUCCUGCAAGCUGUCCUGCUCCUGCAUCUCCUGGAACCCCUCCAGUUCUCGAGCUCAUCCUCCAAUGAUAGCCGUGGGCAGUGACGACAGCAACGUCACAUACAGCGGCAAAGUGCAGAUCUACGAGUAUAAUGAAAAUACCAGGAAGUAUGCCAAAGCAGAGACGUUGAUGACUGUGACUGACCCGGUUCAUGACAUCGCCUUUGCUCCCAAUCUGGGGAGAUCUUUCCAUGUGCUGGCUAUAGCCACCAAAGACGUUCGCAUUUUCAAACUCAUACCUAUGAGGAGAGAGAGCGCCAACAGCUCUGGUGCCACUAAGUUUGAGGUGCAGGUGAUGGCUCAGUUUGACAGUCAUAACUCUCAGGUGUGGCGCGUGAGCUGGAACAUCACCAGCACUCUGCUGGCCUCCUCUGGAGACGACGGCUGUGUGCGCCUCUGGAAAGCUAAUUACAUGGACAACUGGAAGUGCACCGGGAUCCUGAGAGGAGACGGCAGCCCAGUGAACGGCUCUGGACAGGCUGUGGCUCUGAACGCAGUGGGCGUCCCUGGAGCCGCUCAGAUGGUUGUUGGAGCUGCUUCUGCUGGCAGGUACUUCUUCCCUCAUUUGGACUCCCCCCGAGCGGGAUCUCGCCUGGCCCACCUCCUGCCUCCCCCCUCUCUCAUCGAGACAGUGUAUGAGCCUGAUCCGUCCCACGCUCCUCAGCUCCGUCAUCGAAACGCAGUCAGCACCAUUCAACCCGCCGAACAUGACUGAGAACCUCACACUUACCUGCCUUUAUAUGCUUCUUCACAUUUACUGGGAAUAAUCUGUGUCAUCAGAUGUGAUCGCUGUUUUGGGGUUAUUUAAUUAUCAUUAUCAAACAUUAUCA